Molecule: messenger RNA, 1314 nt
Organism: Aspergillus terreus NIH2624
Lineage: Eukaryota; Fungi; Ascomycota; Eurotiomycetes; Eurotiales; Aspergillaceae
Product: DUF821 domain protein
Exons: 2
Coding region: 1-1314 (437 amino acids)
Source: RefSeq, a predicted model, not a curated record
AUGCGCUGGACGCAGAGUCAAUCACCAUGGACCCGCUGUCUGACCACGGGCGCGCUGCUAUCACUGGCCCUCGUCGCAUUCCUGGUGUACAACGGCCAGUUCUCGACCAAUGCCACUAAAUACGUGAUCAAACCUUCAGGACCGCCGCAUUCCUCUCCAUCCUGCGCCAAUAGUAGCAUAACUUGGGAAUUCGAUGUCCAGCAGGACGGGAAUAACCACGGGCUGUCGGACGAGCAGUGUCGCGCCGCAUUCCCGAAGCUCUUUGUCGAGCUCGACAAAUCGGCCUCGUUCCGUGAAAGCAAUCCGAUUCGAUUCCAGGAUCUGGACGGUCUGGCCGUCGAUGAUGGAAUGGUGCGGGGGAUUAUCGAGAAUGGGGAGCUGUACAUCGUGGACUACGGCGCCAUGCCAUUCACCUUUUCCCGAGCCAAAGCCACCCUGCAUUCCCUGCAACGAGCCCUGGCCGCCUUCCCGGACCGCCAUCUCCUCCCCAGCGUCGAGUUCGUCUUCACAACGGACGACUACAGCACGGGCGUCGGGCCGAUCUGGUCCUACUCCAAGCGCGAGGAGGACGAGAGUGUUUGGCUGAUGCCCGACUUUGGCUACUGGUCGUGGCCGGAGGUGAAGAUCGGGCCGUACAAGGACAUCCGGCGGCGCAUCGCCGCCGUGGACAACGGCGAGACAACAGUCACGGGCGAAGUCAUCCCCGGCACCCGCUUCGCCGACAAAAAGAAGCAGCUCGUGUGGCGCGGCAGCGUCGCGCCGAACCCGGGCAUCCGGGGCAAACUGCUCAAGCAGACGCAGGGCCGCAGCUGGGCCAGCGUGCGCGUGCUCGACUGGGACGACGAGAACGACCUCCGCUUCAACCUGCUGCCCAUGGAGGAGCACUGCAGGUACAUGUUCCUCGCGCACACGGAGGGCCGCAGCUUCUCCGGCCGCGGCAAGUACCUGCUCAACUGUCGGUCGGUGGUGGUCUCGCACCGGCUGAUCUGGCGCGAGGCGCACCAUGCGGCGCUGAUUGCGACGGGGCCGGAGCAGAACUACGUCGAGGUCGAGCGCGACUUCUCCGAUUUGCAGCGUAAGAUUGAGUUCCUCAUUGACCGGCCGGAGACGGCGGAGCGCAUCGCGGAUAAUGCGGUGCGCACCUUUCGAGACCGCUAUCUUACCCCGGCCGCCGAGUCGUGCUACUGGCGGUAUCUGAUUCGGGCGUAUGCGGCGGCCUGCGAGUUUCAGCCGGUGUUGUAUACGACGCGCGACGAUGGGACGAGACAGACGCGUGGGACGCCGUUUGAGAGCUGGGUGUUGACUGCGUCUUAG